AUGCCAACGGCCAAACAACCAACAGUCACCAAGCCCUAUACACCUGUUAACGCAGGUCCAGACCCACCUACCCACAGCAAAGUAAUUCACGCAGGAUUAAUAAGUAGAGGAAAUACCUGUUACGCCAAUUCCAUCCUGCAAGCAUUAACUGGAAUCCCAUCAUUUUGGUUACAUUGUGCUUCGGAAUCUUCUCUUGUUUCUCCUCUAUUGAAGUCUGUUAUGCUGAGUAUGUCCAUGCUGUCCCAGUCUUCCACAGCUGUUGACCCUUCCGCCUUCUUAAAAGCCUUGCAGCGUGAGAUGUCCAGCAUUAGGAAGACCCCAUUCGACAUUAAUACCCAGCAGGACGUGCCAGAAAUACUGCUUCAUGUCUUGGGGGAAUUAGCAGGCCCUUCGGUUGUCGCAAAUAAUAUCAUCACCAACAUUAUAACCACUACGACGUCGUGUAUGCAUGCUUCUUAUCAACUAGCAGGGAGGAAACCCGAAAAUUUGUCUGGAAAUGACAGGUGGCUUUGCCCGCAGUGCUCUUCUUAUCAAGACAGUACAAUCGAAUUGGUUUUCACCCAGUGUGGAGACAUUCUAAUUAUCCAACUGAAGAGGUGUACGUUUCUUGAUGGAAGAACCCUAAAAAAUAACAAAUUUGUUCCCUGCCUUGCUUCAAAUGACGGCAUUUUUAGAAUUCGCUCUCGGCCAACGGAUGACAUAUCAUUUAACAACAAAUAUUCGUUAGCUGCCACUAUUAUUCAUUCAGGUAUCCUAGGAGCAGGUCACUAUUGGGCAUUCAUUAAAGAUCGCAGCUGUGGCUCAUGGUCAAGAUGUGACGAUAAAGCAGUUGUUACAGUUGCACCAUCCGAUUUAAAUAACUGUUCUAGUAUUCAUAAGAAACAUAGCAAGGGGGUUCGACUAUGUCUUGUCUUUGGGUGCGACGACCCCACUUUUUACCCCCGUCCAAGGGUUGAUUUUUCAGUUAACUUGGUUGUACAGACCAUCCUUGCUGUGUUAGUUUUAUUAGCUGGUAAAUUAGCUGGUAAAGAAAACGGUAAAUAA
Molecule: messenger RNA, 1044 nt
Organism: Hydractinia symbiolongicarpus
Lineage: Eukaryota; Metazoa; Cnidaria; Hydrozoa; Anthoathecata; Hydractiniidae
Product: ubiquitin carboxyl-terminal hydrolase 51-like
Exons: 5
Coding region: 1-1044 (347 amino acids)
Biological process (GO): protein deubiquitination
Cellular component (GO): cytosol; nucleus
Molecular function (GO): cysteine-type endopeptidase activity; cysteine-type deubiquitinase activity
Source: RefSeq, a predicted model, not a curated record